GUUUUUUCUGCAGUAGUUUAGGUGGGACGCCGCUGCCGCAGUCACUGGAAGUAAAGCGCGGGUUAGAUGGGUCCCUGAGACAGAGUUAGAGUGGUAUGCAUGAGGAUACCAAAACUCUGCCAGAGAAAACAUUUAAGUUGUUCCAGUAAAAUACAUGAUAAAGGAGAAGUUUAACCAGCCUCAUCUGAAAUCAGUACAAGUGACAGAAGGGAGAAGGUUUCUUCCACUGGACAGGAAGAAGUUCUGAGCCUUAUCUUUUAUCUAGAAGAGGUUAAAUUAAUAUUUUCUUGUUGUGUCCCUCUUCUUAUGAUAAGAAAGGUACUUCAAAAAGAACUAUGGAAAACCAAGAAAAUAAUAUUGAAGACACUGGGAUUAGACGUUCAAGUGCAAUGGCUGGCCUUUGUGAUAUCCAGCAGCAAGCUUCUGAGGACCUUCUCUUUCAGGAAGAAACCAUUGAUCUGGGAGGAGAUGAAUCUGCAUCUGAAGAAAAUGAAAACAUUGCAGAAGAUUCCAGUAACUUCAUAGACAAACUUAGUGAGCACAUGAUGGAAAGUGUUGUUAUAUCUGAUUCUCCAAAUAAUAGUGAAGAUGAUACUGGUGAUCUUGGCUGCCUGCAAGAAAUUGUAAAACAAAUAGAAGCAAACGAUAUUGAGGCAAUAGAAGGAGAGAAGCUUUUAGAGAGAAAAGAAGCUAUUAGAAACGAGAGUGAAACAAAACAUGAAGCUACUCCCAAAAGUAUUUCUGAUUCUAGAAUUGAUUAUCAGUCCUCUUUAAGUGAAAAUACGAUUCAGACCUCAGCAAAAAAUGAACUGGAAGCAGGAAGUGACAAACUGCUAAAGUUUCCAUCAAACAUGGUUGAUGAAUGCAAAGCAGAGGAAACUGUAUCUUCCUCAGUUGUCAUUAAAUCGCCACUUGACUCUGAACCUAUUCCGAUGUGUACCAUCUUUAGCCAGGGAAAUCGUACAACUGGUCAGCAACAGUUUCUGCACGAUGGCUUUGAGCCUCAGAUGGUGAAGUCACCCAGCCUUGGUGGUAUAAGUGAGACUCCAGUGAAAACUCAUCCACAGGUGGUUCAGCCUAGUCCUAGCCUAAGCAAAUUUUUUGGGGAAGCCAUUAGUAGUAACACAUUAGCUUCUGAUUUUUUUGAUUCCUUUACCACAUCAUCUUUUAUUUCUGUCAGUAACCCCAACGCAAGCACAUCGGUACCAGAACAAAUGUCUUCUCUUGCGACAGUUGGGGAAUUGCAUGACUCUGCUAACCAUAAAUACUCUGUUAAAAAUGGAAGAUCUGAAGCUGGGAAAUCUGCAUCUUCCCCAGAAAUAUCUCAAUCUCCAAAGCCAUUUUCCCAGAUUCAAGCUGUUUUUCAAGGCAGUGAUGAUCCUUUUGCCUCUGUGCUGAACAUGAGUGAGAUGGACAGAAGAAAUGAUGCAUGGCUUCCUAGUGAUGCAACUAGGAAUGUGUUGAUUUCAGUAGCCACGCAGCAAUAUAAUAAUAUUUUCAUAGACAAAGAGAAUGUGACAAUGCCUGGAUUAAAAUUUGACAACAUUCAGGGUGAUGCAGUUAAAGAUUUAAUGCUCCGCUUCCUUGGUGAGCAUGCUGCAGUGAAAAGACAAGCCCUCAAUGCCAACUCUGUGGAGCAGUCUUUUCAGGGCUUAAAACAGCUGAUAAGCACAAAAAACUGGAGAGCAGCAGUUGAUCUAUGUGGACGACUUCUGACAGCCCACGGUCAAGGCUAUGGCAAAAGUGGGCUACCCACAAGUCAUACAACAGACUCUCUUCAGAUUUGGUUUGUAAGACUAGCACUACUGGUAAAACUGGGUCUCUACCAAAAUGCUGAAAUGGAAUUUGAACCAUUUGGAAACCUAGACCAGCCUGAUUUAUAUUAUGAAUAUUAUCCUCAUGUAUAUCCGGGACGCAAAGGAUCCAUGGUUCCAUUUUCGAUGAGGAUUUUGCAUGCAGAACUUCAACAGUAUCUUGGAAAUCCUCAAGAGUCACUUGAUAGACUACACAGUAUGAAAACAAUCUGCACAAAGAUAUUAGGCAACUUGGAACAUGGCUUAGCAGAAGAGGGAAGCAUGACCAACAUUACACAGGAGAACAGACAAGCCUCUGUUCAGCUGUGGAGGUCACGUCUGGGCCGGGUGAUGUACUCCACGGCAAACUGUCUGCUAAUGAUGAAGGACUAUGUGCUUGCUGUGGAGACAUAUCACACUGUCAUGAAAUACUACCCAGAGCAAGAACCUCAGCUGCUGAGUGGAAUUGGAAGGAUUUUCCUGCAGAUUGGAGACAUUAAAAUGGCUGAGAAGUAUUUUCAAGAUGUUGAGAAAGUGGCUCAAAAAUUGGAUGGACUGAAGGACCAAAUUAUGGUUUUAAUGAACAGAGCAUUUCUCCAUCUUGGUCAGAAUAACUUUGCAGAAGCUCACAAAUUCUUCACAGAAAUUUUGAAGAUUGAUCCAUCAAACGCUGUGGCUAACAACAAUGCUGCCGUUUGUCUUCUUUAUCUGGGAAAACUGAAGGAUUCCCUCCGUCAGCUGGAAGGAAUGGUUCAGCAGGAUCCUAAACACUACCUCCAUGAGAGUGUUCUCUUCAAUUUGACAACCAUGUAUGAACUUGAGUCUUCUCGCAGCAUGCAAAAGAAACAGGCUCUACUCGAGGCUGUGGCUGUCAAAGAGGGCGACAGCUUCAACACUCAGUGCCUCAAGUUAGGAUAAACCCAUCCAUUUCUUUUUUGCAAAAGCUCAUUUCAGAAGCUGUAUAUACCUCAGCUAAUCUGUAAAUGUUCUUCCAGCAAGUGCAAUAAAAAAGCUUUUUAAUUAUGAACAUAUGGUAAAAUUGUUGUAAUAUCAGAAUUUAUACACUGGUCGGUUUCAAUACAUCCUGGCUAUCACCCUUGGGAUUUCCUGUUAAUCUACCGCCAAAUUCAUCCCUGCAGUUAUUGCCAGCUUAUAGAGUAUAUACAAACCGUCACAAUUAUUCAGAUGGGCUUUUUUCCUGCUCAUAGUGAUCUAUAUGAGCUAACUUGUCUUGAUGGCUUUUGUUCUGAACACAUUCAGGGCUUAGCAAUUGCAUGUGUAUAAUUGGAGGGCAGUGGGUAAUGGAUGGAGAAGACUGCAAUAAAAUGGGAAAUUAUAAAGACAGGCUCCGGUCUAGGUCUUGUUUGUUUCUCUAAAGCAGGGCACCCACUAGUGGUGCCCCAUAAACUCUCCCCAAAUGGUUUUGAGAAGAAUUAUGGGACACAGCCUCCUUCACCUGUUUCAACCAGGCCUGCUCAAUAUGAAAACAGCUAUUUCCCUCUUAACUUUACCCAGUUAAGCAAGGAAUUAUGCCUAAAUACUAAUGCUAGCUUUAACUUGCUUCUGAGACCAAAAUGCAUCAGAAUUUUCCCAAGCAUAUCAGAAUAGAGGGCCAGAUAGUAUUCGUGGCAGAACAGGCCCAUCCAAAGAAAGAAGCCAUUCGUAGUUCAUUUGUUAAUGCCGUCUGUAAUCUUCUAUCCAAACUCUUCCCUGAAAGAUAAGGAGUUUUGUCCAUCAAAUGAACAAACAGCAUCUGCAAGCAAAAAUAAUUUUCUCUCUGAACACGCCCCCUCCCUUGCCCCUGAAAUCAGCUCUGAAGGUUGUUCCAGGACAAAUUGGGAAACAUGCAGAAGAGGGAGGGAACAGUACAUUCUGUUGGGUGAGCAGAAGCCUAUUCGUUUAACCUGGGAUGUGGUCCAUUGGUUUAUUACCAAGCAAGCUCAAGCUAAUUAUCUGAAGGUAAGGAUAGCUUGUGGAGAGUAAAGAGGCAGAUAGAAACUGGAUUCACAUAUCACAUCAAGCCAAGGUUUGUCCAAUUAUGGUUUGUUGAAUAAGCCACAGUUGAGUGGAUGCACAUAUCACUCUGGGGUUACAAUCAAUAACUGGCAUCAUAAUGACUAAAUUUGAAAUAUAAAUAAAUAAAU
Messenger RNA from Candoia aspera, 3937 nucleotides. It is a transcript of the gene TRAPPC12, whose product is annotated as trafficking protein particle complex subunit 12. The transcript is spliced from 14 exons. Gene Ontology annotation, cellular component: Golgi apparatus; TRAPP complex. The coding region runs from base 336 to 2711 and encodes 791 amino acids. NCBI's taxonomy places the organism in Eukaryota, Metazoa, Chordata, Lepidosauria, Squamata, Candoiidae. The record is from RefSeq and is a predicted model, not a curated record. Gene Ontology annotation, molecular function: protein binding.